UUAUGCUCCGUCCGCGCGUUUAGUGUUCUUAUCUUAUACUCGCUUAUUGCAGUGAGCGCAGCGACGUGUAAAAUAUAUAUAUAUAGUGAGCAAUGCCGCGCGAAAUAUUAUUCAAGGAGACAUAUGGUGACAGCGAGAGGGAGGUCAUUUUUGUAAAUUCCACAGAUGAUCUAACAGUAACUAGAGUGGAGCCACAUUUGCAAUCAAAAUCAAAAACUUACGGAACAUGGAUAUUGACGUUUUUAAAGGAGGUCUUCUUGCCCGCGGGAUACCCGGAAAGUGUGCAUUCAGAUUACGUUCCGUAUCAAAUAUGGGACACUGUUCAGGCAUUCGCUAGCACUAUAAUGGGAACUCUGACUACUCACUCGAUUAUGCAAGGGGUAGGUGUCGGGAAAUCUUCAGCUAGCGCAUUGGCUGCAGCGAUAACUUGGAUUUUGAAAGACGGCACUGGGAUGAUUGGUCGGAUUGUAUUUGCCUGGUGGAACGGACAUGGGCUCGACGCACAGUGCAAAAAAUGGCGUUUAUGCGCAGACAUUCUCAACGAUUGUGCCAUGGGCAUAGAACUAACUCUUCCUUAUUUUUCAAACUAUUCUUUAAUCAUAUUAUGCAUUUCUACAGCAUUAAAAUCUGUUGUUGGUGUCGCUGGAUCGGCAACUAGAGCCGCACUGACCCAACAUCAGGCAUUACAAAACAAUUUGGCUGAUGUCUCAGCGAAAGAUGGAAGUCAGGAAACAUUUGUUAAUUUAAUCGCGUCAUUUGUGGGGAUUCUGAUAUUAUCUAACAUUGGCGACGGGAGAUAUGUAAUGGAAUUAUUUGUAUUGCUGGCGACAGUGCAUAUGUAUGCCAAUUACCGUGCAGUGAAAGCACUACGUUUGAACUCGCUAAAUGAGGAUCGCCUGGCAUUGAUAUUGAGGAGCUUCCUCACCACUCAAAGUAUACCCAACCCUCUUGAAGUUAAUCGAUCCGAAUCUGUAGUAAUUGGCCGAAACGUGUCAAAAGAUAUGUUUGGCUUUGGGGUCAAAAUGGGUGUCUCGUUAGAAAGUGUUCUUCAAAAUAAUUCAAUCACGCCUGAUGAUGUGCGGCUUCUAUCAAAGCUUUUUCAAAAUCGAAAAUAUCUUAUUGUGAUGGACGUAAAGCGAAAAACCAUAUUCAUAUCUAUUGCAAGAAAUGCAACACCCUCUGACCUGCUGCAAGCUUAUUUUCACGCGUGUCUAUGCAGCCUUGUUACUUGUAUGACCCUUAGAUGGCCGAUUGACAUCUUACUGAGAGGGAGAUCGCAUGCACCCUCUUAUCCUCUGAUGCGGCUGUACAUCCUGAGUAAAAAGUAUCCAUCUCUCAGUAAUAGAGCGCUUUCGAGAAUUCCAGGGGAAAUAAUUUUGGCCACAAACGAUAUUAUCACCAAGGAGUAUCAACUUUUCGAAGAGGCACUAGAACAAAGUGUCUGGAGGACAGAAGUGAAUUUGCUACCUGCUGGACAAUGGCGAGGUAUUUGGAACCACCACGAAGAUAAUGAACCAAAGUCGAAAAACUCCUAACUCGCAGGACUUACAAAUUAUGAAGAAGUACAGACUGCGAAUGAAUAGUUCAAUAAUAAUUCUACUGAACCACAUUAACCCCAACGUACUUCAAUGUUACUGAAAAUGCAUGAUUGUACGUGUACAUGUUAUAUUGUAACAUUAACUGUAUUGUAUUGUACCGACUAAUUAGAAAUUUUCAAUACAA
Neodiprion virginianus is the source of this 1722-nucleotide messenger RNA. RefSeq names its product RUS family member 1. The transcript is spliced from 9 exons. The coding region runs from base 93 to 1535 and encodes 480 amino acids. The record is from RefSeq and is a predicted model, not a curated record. Lineage: Eukaryota; Metazoa; Arthropoda; Insecta; Hymenoptera; Diprionidae.